AAAAAAAGAACUGGGUACAAUUACGCUGUCCUUUAAAACUGGAGGUUGGCCCUAUGGAGCCCCUUCUAUACUGGGUUCCAGGAACUGUCCUAACAGGAAUAGACUUGCAUUCUGGGUAUGGGUUUGCUUUUCCUGCCUGCAAGGCCUCAGCCUGACCCUCUCUCCAGUUUCCCACCGCAUAAGGACCCUCCUAACUCUUUGACCCAGGGCACUGCUUCACGGCAGAGGUCCCAGAGUGGACCCAUGACUCGGGGGCCCACUGGUCAAGCCUUGGACUGCACCACCCAGAAGCUGCAAGCUGAGGGUAUACGCAUUAAACCAGAGCCCCCAAUGAGGCACUGUGUCCCCAGUGGGAAGAAUUCAUAGGUCCAGGUGUGGCAGCACCACCGGUAGCUUCCUGUCCUUGCAGCUUCCGGCUCUGUGGUUUGGGUGUCCUGGACGCGAUUCCGACUGAAUUAACUCUGGGUGCCCCCGGCCUACGGUUCCAUGGGUCCAGGCGCUAGUGGGACCCAAGAGAGGGACGCCUAAGGAACGGAGCCAAGUGAUAUUGUUGGCUGUCUGAGACCCUGACACGAACAAGACCAGCAUCCCGGCCAGCGAAAGGAAACCUGGAGACGAGGGUCCUGCCGCUUCGGGGUCCGGCCCCAACCUCAAGGGCAGCCCCGACCUGGCGCAUCCAGGCAGCCGGGUCUGGUCCCCCAGGGUGUGUCUCGGAGCUCGUGAAGGCAACUCAGCGCGGGGUCCCCCACAUCGGCCUUAGGCUCCCGGGGACGUGCACCUGCCUCCGGGGCAGCCUGAGCAGGAGCCCCACUGCCCACUUGCGCGGGGCCCUUCAAACCGACCAAUCAUAGCGAGCGCCCAGCUGCCGCGCCCCGUUCAUUGGUCCUGCCCGAAGAGGCGGGAGCUGACCGCGCGCCAAUCGGAGGGACGGGCACAGGCGUGGCGCUCCGUUGGGCCACGCCUUCCUGAGCGCGCCACUCUGAGCGCCAGUGCGCGAGGGCAGGAAUACGGCCCCUGAUUGGCCGCAGGCCGGGUGUACGCCCAGGGGCGGGGCCGGGCGCAGGGCGGGCUCACAUCUGCGUGACAGUUGUCGUGGGGGGAGGGUGAGCCCAAGAGAGGGGGAGGGAGUGUAAAUAGAGCGAAGGCGGCGGCCCAUCGGCCCCGCCACUUCUAGGCAACCCGCGAAGCGCAUCAGAGGAAGAUGGAAGAUGAGCAAGAGCAGCGACGCAGAAAGGUGGAGGCCGGGAGAGCGAAGCUUGCUCACUUCCGACAGCGGAAAACAAAAGGUGACUGUGCGCAUUCGAAGAAAAAGACGGCGAAGAGGAAGGGCCCGGCUGUCGAUGCGCCUGUCCAGGAGGAGAGUGCGGUAGCUGCCGCGGAUGGCGGGCUCGUGGGAGGACCGGACGUUUGCAGCGACACCCCUGAUGGCGGAGGAGCAGCUCAGCUGGGGGACGCCCCCGGAGAGAGGCCGGAGGACCCGGCGAGGCCGCCGCAGCAGCUGGACGGCGCCCGACAGGAGCAGCCUGGGCUCGUCACUAAGCCCGUGCCGCCGCUGGAGCUGGAGGCGCUGCGCCUGAGCCUGAGCCACGCGCACGCGGCGCAGCUGGAACGCACGCAGGCCGCCCUGCAGCGCGAGAAGGAGGCGGCGCUGAGCGAGCUGCGCGCCGCGCUGCUGGGCCGCCUGGCCCAGGAACGGGCGCUGCUGCAGAGCGGCGCGCAGCGGGAGCUGGAGCUGGUCCGGGAGCAGCACGGCCGCGAGACAGCUGAGCUGAAGGAGAAGCUGCGAUCAGAAAUGGAGAAAAAUGUCCAGAUGAUAGAGACCCUGAAGCAAGACUGGGAGUCCGAGAGAGAUGUCUGCUUAGAAAACCUGCGGCGAGAACUACUGGAAAAGCAUCAGUUAGAACUGGAGAAUUUACAGAACCAGUUUCAGAAAGAACUGGCAGAACAGAGAGCCGAAUUGGAGAAGAUCUUUCAAGCUCCAAGUCAGGCUGAAUGUUCCCCUCAGACUCCGGAGGCGCAGCAUGAAGCCGCCCCGAGGCAGCCACACGCAGACCUGCCGCCCGAGCGCUGCCUGUGCUUGGGAGACGUGGAGCUGAAGUUCAAGGAAAAGGAGAAGGAGAACCAGCUCGAGUUGGAGAACCUCCGCGCGUCGUACGAGGAGCUGCAGGCCCGGUCGCAGGAGGAGAUCCGGCGCCUGGGCGCCCAGCUGGAGUCGGCCAGGUCCAGCAGACAGGAGCUGAGCGAGCUACACGAGCAGCUCCUGGCUCGGGCGUCUCACCUGGAGGAGCUGGAACACCUCAAGCGGGACUUCGAGCUGCAGCAGCAGCAGGAGAGAACCAAGCACGAGUCGGAGCUGGAAGAAUUGAGAGUCUACUUUGAGGAGAAGCUGAGGGAAGCUGAGAGAGGCCACCAGGAAGACCUGGCCCUCUUAGAGCAGCGGCUGCAGGAGGGGAAGGAGGGCUUUCGGCCGCAGCCUGUGGAAACCAGCGCCUCUUUAGACGGGACGCCUGAGCCAGAGCGAGGAGACCGUCCCGACGGAUCGCGCCCUGGCCUGGAGCAGCAGGAGGAUGUGAGACUCUCGCUCCCUUUAGAAGAAAACCAUCGGUGCCAGCUUGCGGUGUGGCAGUCCUCCCAGGAGGUGCAGCUGGAGGCGGGCCUCGUGGGGACCCAGGUGUUGGAAGGGGAGCGGCACGCGGGGCUCUCGGGAGAGCCUGGCUCAGAGCUCGCCCAGGCGACCCUCCUGUGCGCACAGAGCGCGGCCUCGGACGUGGGGACGGAGGUGGCGGAUGGCGUCUCAGGUCUGGAAACUGAAUGCAAGGCUCAACCCCUGCUUGUUUCGACUGAGUUCAAGGAAGAAAUCGACGUCUUAAAAGCAGAGAAUAGAAAUUUACGCGAGAAGCUGCAGCACGAAACCCGCCUGCGAGAGGACUUGGAGAAGGUGAAGCGGGACUUGCUCGAAGGUCACCAGGAGGAGCUGAGGCACACCGAGCAAAAGAUCGAGCUCCUGAAACGAGACCUCGGGGACAGAGAGGCCGCGUGGCAGGUGACCUGCGAGGAGCUGGGGAGAGCGGCGGAGGAGCGGUUGUCUCGGAGGCUCCUUGAGCUGCGGGAACAGGCUGAGUCCGAGAAGCGGUCCUUGACCAACAGGUUUGAGCUUCGAGAAGCCGAAAUGAGGCAACUCCAGGACCGGCAGGCGGCCCAGAUCCUGGACCUGGAGGGCUCGCUGGUGGAGCAGCAGGGCCGCCUGCGGCAGUUGGAGCUCGGGCUCGCGGGGGACGAGUCUCUGCGGUGCAGCCAGUGCGGCCGGGAGCUGGGCAGCCCGGGCCCCGCAGACCAGGACCGGGAGCUCGCCACGCUCCACCUGCAGGAGCCCAGUGCCCUCCAGCCGAAGCCAGCCCAGAGCAGGCUUUUAGGAGAAUGCCGAGCAGUCACAGCGAGAUUGGCUGCCGAGCAAGAUGCCGUCCUGCGGGAGGCCCAGGAGACGCAGGCCCGCCAGCUCCAGCUGCUACAGGAGCAGCACCAGCAGCAGGUCCUGUCCGUGACGGCGGAGCUGGAGGCCAGGCACCAGGCCCAGAUGCAGGAGCUGAAGGCGUCCCUCGAGCGCGAGCAGUGGGCUCUCUCCGAGGCCCGGGCGGCUGAGCUGCAGGCGGAGCACGCGGCUGCCGUUGGUGCUCUGGAGACCAGCCACGCGUCUCACCUGGACUCUCUGGCGGCCCGUCACCUGUCUGAGGUGCAGGCCUUGCAGGGCAGGCACAGGCGGGCCCUGCAGCUUCUGCGUGCGGAGCUGGAGGAGCAGCUGCGGGAGGACGCGUCUCCCCGCGAGGUCCUGACUCGAGUAUUCAAGAAGCUGAAGCUGGAGCGGGAUGAAGAGCCUCCGUGCGCAGGGGACGGUCCCGAGCUGCCCGGGGCUUGCCAGGGUGAAUUUGAAAGUGAAGAGAAAGCUGCUUUUCAUGAAAAAGAAGUGAUACACAAACUUGAGCAUGAACAGGCACAGUCUCUGUACCAAAAAGAGAAAGAGUCUUUGUCUCUGCAGCUUCAGGAGAAGAAUGACCAAAUUCUGCAGCUGAAAGACCAGAUUUUAUCCUUACGUCACGAGGUGGAAGCGCGCCACUCUGAGCUGGAGCGGCUCCAGCAGAGGCGGGAGCGGGAGAACCAGGAGGGCGCGCACCUCGUCGCCAUGCUCAGGGCCGACGUCAGCCUGUCUCUCGGCGAGAGGCGCGCGCUCCAGGACGCCCUGCGGAGGCUGCUGGGUUUGUUUGGGGAGACGCUCAAGGCUGCCGUUGCCCUGAAGAGCCGGAUAAGCGAGCAUGUGGGGCUCUGCCUGGAGGACGAGAGCCCCCUGGACGGGCAGCCCGGGGCCCCGACCCCACCUGCAGCCCCGGCGCUCGACGAGACGUGGCCUUGGCCUGACGCAGCUCCACCGGAGCUGGACGGGACUUCACCCGAUGGCGCCGAGGCGUCGUCAGUGGCUGAGAUUAGCAGUCACAUCUGUGAGAGCUUCUUCAUGAGCCCGGAAAGCACGCUGGAGUGUGAGCAGCCCGUCCGGAGGGUCUUCCAGAGCCUGGGCCUGGCGGUGGACGGCCUGCUGGAGAUGGUUCUGGACUCGAGCAGGCAGCUGGAGGAAGCACGUCAGAUUCAUUCGCGUUUUGAGGAGGAAUUCAGCUGCAAGAAGGAAGAGAUGGCGCAGGUGGUGGGAAAACAGCAGGAGCUGCUGGAGCGUCUGGACGCGGAGCAUGAGGCCAAGGCCCGGCUGGAGCUGCAGCUGCACAAGGCGGAGGGCAUCAUCGAGGGGUUCAAGGAGGAGAAGGCCAGCCUGCAGGAGGCGCUGGGCCAGAAGGAGGCCAGCGAGCAGGGCCUGGUGGUGGAGCUGGAGGGCCUGAGGCAGCAGCUGCAGCGGGCGGCCCGGCAGCAGGCGGAGCUGCAGGAGGCCAACUCCGCACUGUGGAGCCAGAAGGAGGCCCUGGCCGCGGCCGCGGGCGAUCGAGAGGCUGCUCUUCGGAGGGAUGUGGAGUCUCUGACGCAGGAGCAGGCGGAGGCCAGGAAGCAGGCUGAGAAGGACCGCUCGGUGCUGCUCUCCCAGAUGCGCGCUCUCGAGGCUGACCUGGAGGAGCAGCUGUCGAGGCAGCAGGCGUGCGCCCAGCAGGCGGCCGAGCUCUGCGCUCUCAGGCAGCAGCUGGAGGCCCUGGACCAGCACCUGCGCCGCCAGCGGCAGUUCAUGGACGAGCAGGCGGUGGAGCGGGAGCACGAGCGCGAGGACUUCCAGCAGGAGAUUCAGAGGCUGGAGGAGCAGCUCCGCCAGGCGGCCAGGCCGUGGCCCCGGGGCCCCCGUGACAGCGACCGGGCGCAGCUGGACGAGGAGGUUGAGUUGUUAGAAGAAAGAUUGAGAGAAAAAUCAGACGGGCUUAAUGAACUGAUUGUAAAGAAAGAACUGGCAGAUAGACAAGUGUUGACCCAAGAAGAGGAGAUUAAGCGUCUGGAGGAGGCAAACGCCAGCAGCAGGCGAGAACUGGCGCAGCUCCAGGGAGAACUGGAGAGGCUGCGAAAGGCCCUGAGGGACCUGGAACAGGAUAAGGAGGCGUCGCAGGGGCAGCAGAGGAGUAACUUGCUCUUGGUGUCUACACUGCAGUCUAAGGUCGACGAGGGCAAAUGCCCGGUGCCUCCUGUGGGCGGCUCUUCCGAGGGUCCCGAAGUCCAGCUGGAGGCAGUGCAGAGGGUGCUCCUGCAGCGUGAGGAUGAGGUUUUGGACUUAAAGCAACAAUUAGAAAAAGUUAAAGAUGACUUAGUAAGUAAAAAUGAAGAAGUCCUGCACCUGAACUUGAAGUUGGACCUGCAGCACAGCAGUAUUGCCGCCAGCAUCAGAGAGCUGCAGGAAGAGAAUGCCAGUCUGAAGGCCGCGCACACCAGAAGUCCGGAAAUCGAGGAGCUCAGGUCCGUCAUUGAGACUCUGCGGCAGAACCAGGAGCGCUUGCAGAGGGAAAGGGCCGAAGAGACCGAACAGUUGCACGAGGUCAUCGAGAAGCUGCAGCGGGAGCUGUCCCUCGCGGAGCCCGCGGGGCACGAGGUCAGCGACGGCGGCGCUGGGAACCUGCGGAGCGAGCUGCUGGGUCUCGGGGCGGAGGGCGCCGAGGCCCGCGCGGCGCUGGAGGGCGAGCUGCACGCCGCCCUCGAGGCCAAGGAGGCCCUGAGCCGGCAGCUGGCCGAGCAGGAGCGUGGGCACGGCCGGGCCCUGGCGGCCCUGCAGCAGCGCCUGCGGGCUGCGGAGGAGGCGGCCGCCCGGCAGCUGCGCGAGCUGCAGCCCAGUGCCGCGCUCCUGGAGGCCGAGGUGCAGGGCCUGGCCUCCCAGAUCCGAGCCUUCGAAGCUGCCCUGGCCGCAAAGGGAGAGGAGCUGGCAGCGAGGGAGGCGGAGGUCGCCGCCCUGACCGCGCAGAGGUCGGCCCACGCCUCCGAGCUGGAGGCCCUGCUGUCGGCCGUCGCCCGCUUCCGCCGCGCCCUGGAACGGCAGCCGCUGGCGCCCGCCGAGCCCCCCGAGCUGCAGCGGCUCCGCGCACAGUGUGUCCGCCUUGGCCGCCAGCUGCAGGCGCUGACCCAGUGCUUCCUGAGGUGCCAGAAGGAGCUGGACGAGCAGCCGGCUAGGGGGCCGGCCUGCCCCCUUGCGGGGCGGGCAGCUCGCAGGGGCAGGGGCCCUGGGCCGAGGAGGCCUCCUGUGCUGAAGAGCCGGGGCAGGACGUGGGCAGCAGACAGCUGGCCAAGGCCCCCCAUGGCCAGGCCAGCAGCCCUCAGGCUGGUGUGCCCGCUCCGGAGCCCUGGGUCACCGCGCUUCUGCUCUGGCGCCUUUGGCCGCGCAGUGCUGAACCGCGCAGGCCCCCGCGGGCAGGACAGCGUGCUGUCGGCGCUCACCGCCUGCCAGCGGCAGCUGGAGUCUGAGCUGCUCCUGGCGAGAAAGGACACGCGCUGGUGUGCGGAGGACGGCGACCAAGUGUCGGAAACAGUGAAGGAUAAGGAGAAACUGCUAGAAGACUGUCAUCUGCGGAAAGCUGAUCUCAUAACUCAGGUGAAACAACUUCAAGAAAAACUGAAUCAUCUGGUAUGUUCUAUGAGCUUCCAGAAAGUCGAGAUGGAGGACUUUAAAUUUCAACAGACGUUGGCAUCUUUGCAUGUUUUAGAAAAUAGUUUGAGUGGUAGUUCCAGUAGCAGUGAGGAGGCCAACGGAUCACCUCCCGUCAGUGUGUGCAAUGACAAUGGAACCACGUGGGAUCUCACUGAUGUGACUGGAAAUCAGGAUGCGUUGAUAAAAAACAAGAUGCCAGAUGAUCCCAUGGCAGAGCCGGUCGCCUUGCAGGAUGGAUCAGGCAGCUUACAGGAGAGUUUGCAUGGGUGCUCCCAUGACCUUGCCAACACCGAGGGACCCGAGCCCGUGAAGAACAUGCUCAGGACGAUGGACCUGUCCUCCUGGAGCUCCCCGGAGGUCGCCAGGAAGGACUCAACCCUUGAGCCCCUGCCCAGCCUGCCCCUGACACCUUGCUCGGAUGCCCUGAGCCAGCGCAGCCUGGAUACCUCCCUAUGGGACGGGCCAAGCACCUGGCUGCUCCAGGCUGACCAGUCAGGCCUGCUUUGUUACCCGGACGAGUCAGCAGCAGGAAUGGCCCCUAGGCGGGCAGCGUCUCCGCUGGCUGCAGACAGGGCUCCCUCCGCUGACCGCCCUGCUCAAAGGGUGGCUGUGGAAAAAGACGUUGAAGAUUUUAUUAUAACGUCUCUGGAGUCUCAACCCGAGGCCAGAUCAUCACCUCCAGGGCCAGCCGGAAAGAAUGAAGGAAAGAGUGAUGGCUCGGGCUUCGGAGAGACGCUAGACCUGGGUUCGGAAAGCCUGGGCGCUCCCACUGCCGGGCCCGCCGCGCCUUCCGCCCCUGGGGGCUGCCGGCAGCCGCCGGGCACCAUGAAGGAGAAGGGCGUCCAUCCGAAGCGAGUGAAGGCUUUGCUGCAGAUGGUGUGCGACGAGAGCCACCACAUCCUGGCCCUGUCCGAGUGCCAUGGGCCCUCCAGCAUCCUGAGCAGGGGCGAGCCAAGGGGCCCGCUGGAGGCAGCGUCCACCCCAGUGCCCCGGAAGGGAGAGAAGGUACCGGCCUUCGAGGGAGAGAGGGAUCAGCGGGAGCGGAGCAGUGUGAGGCCAGCGCUCGGCCACAUCAGCGGGAAUGGAGAAGAGCCCUCAGACGUGGCCCUCGACUGGCGGCGGGAGUUUCUGCAGGUUGUCCAGGAGGCCUUUGAAAAAGAGCGGGAGGUGCUGAAAGCCCGACUCCGUGGCUCGGACCCCGGGGGCUACAGCUCCGUGCUGGAGAGGCUGGAGAGGGUGGUCCAGGGGCAGGGGGACCUGCAGGAGAGGUCCUUGGAGCACCUUCGCCUGUCGGACAGGAGCAGCCUGCUCUCCGAGAUCCAGGCUCUGCGCGCCCAGCUGCGGCUGACGCACCUGCAGAACCAGGAGAAGCUGCAGCAGCUGUGCGCGGCGCUGACCAGCGCGGAGGCCCGCGGGAGCCAGCAGGAGCACCAGCUGCGCCGGCAGGUCGAGUUGUUGGCGUAUAAGGUUGAGCAGGAAAAGCGCAUUGCUAGUGACCUGCAGCGGACCCUGAGCGAGGAGCAGGAGAAGGCCAGUGCCGCGCAGAAGCUGCUGGCGGUGGAGCGGGGCUCGGUCAGCGCGCUGAGGGCUGAGCUCUGCGAGUGCAGGGCGGACAACGAGCGGCUGCUCAGGUCCCUCAACGACGUGCAGAAGGAGGUCCUCCAGCUGAGGUCCGUGCUGGACAGUAAGGAGGAGGCCCUGCAGGCCGCACUGCAGCAGCUGGAGAGCCAGCGCGGGAAGGAGCGGGCCCUGCAGGGCCGGCUGGAGGAGGAGCGGCUGCAGCACCUGCAGAGGGAGGGCCAGAGCGCCAAGACCGUGGAGGAGUUGAGAGCGUCUUUGGAGAAGCAGCAGGCUCAGAGUAACCAGCUGUGUGUGGCCUUGAAGCACGAGCAGACGGCGAAGGACAACCUCCGGAAGGAGCUGCAGAUCGAGGCCUCGCGCUGCGAGGCGCUGCUGGCGCAGGAGCGCAGCCACCUCUCCGAGCUGCAGCGGAGCCUGGAGGCCGAGCAGGGCCGGUCGCGGGAGCUGGCCGAGGCCCUGCACCACGAGCGCCGCCUGACGGAGCGGCUGAGCCGGCGGACACAGGAGAAGCAGGUGCACGAGGCUCUGCUGCAGAAGCUGAAGGGCCAGGAGGCCCGCGUGCUGGAGCUGGAGGCGGCGCUGCAGACAGCCCUGCAGCGGGCCCUGGAGGCCGAGGCGCGCCCGUGCCGCGAGGAGGUCAAGAGGGAGCAGGAGGUAAGUGCCGCGCCGAGGCCCCCUGUGGAGGCCCCGCAGACCCUGGCAAGAAGGCGGGAGAGGCCUGCGCGGGCCCAGGCAGAGGUAGAGCAGCCCCGCGCGGCACAGGCAGAGCAGGCCGCAUGCAAGGAUACGAGGCCGGGAGCAGAGCUGAGGCCCAGCCGAACGGACGCUGACGAGUGGAGGAGGUGGCAGAGAGACAAGGAGAUGCUGCGGGAGUUGGCGCUGCAGCACCAGCGGGACGAGCACAAGAUCCGGCAGCUACGGGCGCGGGAGCUGCGGGCGCGGGAGCUGCAGGCGCGGGAGGCAGCGCGUCCCUGCCCGGAGCCGGAGCCGGAGCCCGAGUCGCUCCAGGAGCAGCAGCAGGGCCUGGAGACGGCGCGGCAGCAGCUCCUCUGUGCCGCGGGGCUGCUGACCAGCUUCAUCAACCAGACGGUGGACAGGACCCUCAGCGACUGGACGUCGUCCAACGAGAAGGCAGUAGCGUCUUUGCUGCACACGCUGGAGACACUCAAGUCUGACUUGGGCUCGUCCGGCUCCUGCCACAGGAAGACGGCAGCCGCGCUGCAGGCCCGGCUGGUGGACGUGCUGCUGAGCGACAACGAGUCCCUGCGCAGAGCGCUCAGCACGGUGACCCGGGAGAAGGCGGAGCUGUGCCGGGCCCUGUCCCAGCUGGAGAGGAGCCCCCGGGCCUCGAGGGCCCUGCAGGAGAGCUGCACGCGCCGGAUGGAGAAGUUGUACCUGCAUUAUUUGAGAGCAGAGAGCUUUAGAAAAGCCCUGAUUUAUCAAAAGAAGUAUCUUUUACUGUUGAUCGGUGGAUUCCAAGACUCUGAACAAGAAACACUCUCCAUGAUCGCCCACUUGGGCGUCUUUCCUUCCCAAGCGGAUAAGAAAGCGCCAGCGUCCCGGCCCUUGGCGAGGUUCCGCACGGCCGUCAGGGUGGUGGUCGCCGUCUUAAGGUUACGCUUUUUGGUCAAGAAGUGGCAGCAGGUGGACGGCAGAGGAGCCCUAGCGCCGGGCCGGGCGCCUCGACCAGCUGUUGCAGUGCCACGGCGGCAACGGUCUCCACCUGACGCCCUCGAAUCCCCACCAACCCGGGAUGUGUCUUCCAGCCAUGCCAGGGACCCUGUGCGGAAAGCCUCACUGUGCCGGAGGGACAGAUCCAGUCCGGCCCCAAAUCCCAGAUCUGAAAGAUCCCUGAGUGCUUCUCAAGAUCCAGAACGUUCCUUGACGGAAUAUAUUCACCAUUUAGAGAUGAUCCAGCAAAGACUGGGAGCUGCGCCACCAGAUUCCACUUCAAAGAAGUCCUGCCAGAAGAUUAAACAGUGAAUAAAAUCCUUGUGGCUCUCACCCGUGACAGUUGUAUUUGAGGAAAAGACCCAAUUUCCGAGGGAAGCAUGUGGUGCGGGCUGGCGCGCUGGGCGGCAUUGUCAUCAUACGUGUCCUCACGCUGACGCUGUGCUCAGAGCCAAGGGGGUGUUUUCCGUGUGGUUUUAGCACAUUGUAGCUUCGUAUUUUGGCCGUGUGGGCGCCUGCCUGAUCCUGCCGGCCUUGGCCUGGGGGAGGCAGAGGAUGGCUUCCUGCCCUUUGUUUUCCUAAAGUGUACAGGUGGAUGCUUUGUUUAAAAACCAGAACACACCAAAAAAAUCCAAACAAACAAACAAACAAAACCAAUAAAAUCAAAGCCCUGUGGUGUUUGUGAAUGGCCCUUGUGUUUUUUAGUUUUAUCCGGCUUCCUUUUAUCACUGGGAAAAAUACAAAACAUAGAAUUUAUGUUAAACUCUCGUAAGUCAAUAGUUUUCAGCGGAGGAGUUCCUCUUGUGGCUCAGCGGGUUAAGAACCCAACUAGGAUCCACUGGGAUGUGGGUUCAAUCCCUGGCCUCGCUCAGUGGGUUAAGGAUACAGCAUUGCCGUGAGCUGUGGUGCAGGUCACAGAUGCAGCUCAGAUCCUGCGUUGCUGUGGCUGUGGUGCAGGCCGGUAGCUGCAGCUGGCUCAACCCCUAGCCUGAGAACAUCCAUAUGCUGCAGGGGCGGCCCUAAAAAGCCAAAAAAAAAAAAAAAAAAAGCUGCAGGUCUUUGUCCUAGGCUCCCAUGAAACUGACAGUCUGUGGCUUCCUCAGUCAAUAGGCUGGAGCAGCACCCAGACGUGUCCUCUCAAGAUCCAGACACGCCAAGCCCGUGCCUUUCUUGGUUGUGGGCAGUGCAAGGCGCAGCCGGGAGACCGUGACGGUCCAGAGGCCACUGGUUCGUCCUGGAAUUGAGCCGUCGCCGUCCAGGGCACGGCUUCCUGCUCACCAGGGCCACUGCUGUGAUGUCCCCAGUGCACCCAAAUGAAAUCACGUCUCACCGUUGUGGAGGCUGCAAGUCCAGGAUCGGGGUGCUGCAGGGGGUUCAGCCGAGGGCCUCUGCUGGGUGUGGACGGCUGGCUCCUCCUUGUGUCUUCAGAGGUGCACUCUCAGGGCUCAUGGGAUCACUGCGUCUGUCUGUGAGGGCUCCACCUCGCAGCCUCAUCGGAGCCCAGGCCGUGUCUUGUCGCAUGGAUCGUCCCUGUGUCCAGCUGACAGAACAGGAGAGGCCCGCCUCUGACCUGCACCUGGAUCCGCACGGUGUGCUGGCAUCCGCUGCACCCCACACAGGCUCAGGGCCUUGGAAGAUUGCAGGUGGCAAACCAGGCGGUACCUCUGGCGGCCCACUUCAGGUGGAGAGAGCCAGCCGAGCCCUGAUCCGUAUGCGCCCUUGUCUGUGACUGUCCAGCUGGCCCUCCACGGCAGAGAAGAGACCGCAGGGGGGUAUCCAGCAGGUCUCUCCCGUCCCGCAGGACACGCACUGGAAGCACGCUCUGGUGGGCGGGGUGACACCUGUGGAUGUCACCCAGCCUCUUAAGUGGCAGGAAAGGAGACCUGCAUUGGCUCAACACCACCCCCUCUCACAAAGGCUUCCUGGCUUCUGCAGCUCCUCAGUCCCUGCACUGCCAACCACAGACGCCAACGCGGAGCCCUUGACGAGGCAGGCAGUCCCCUCCACCACAGAGGAGGCAGUAGUUGGUCCCACCAGGAACAGACACGUUCCUGUCUGCGGGACGUCUGCCAACAGUGCGAUCUGAGGACCUGGAGAAUGUCUUACCUGCUGCCUUAGCUCUUUGUGACGGCGCCUCUUUGCAGCAGGCCCACAUUUUAUUUGUUGUACGGUCGCACCUGCUGCACAUGGAAGGUCCCACCCAGCCUAGGGAUCGAAUCCAAGCCACAGCUGCAACCUAUACCGCAGCUGGGGCAAUGCUGAAUCCUUUAACCCACUGCACCGGGCUGGGAGUCAAACCCGCACCUUCCCAGCAACCCAAGCCACUGCACUCGGAUGCUUAACCCACUGUGCCCCAGUGGGAACUCCAGCAGCAGGCAUAUUUUAAAGCAAUGAAAGUGUGCAGGAUGAGCUCACGUGGAAGCCACUGGUGUCACCACGUUGGGGGAGCUUAUUGAGGACAUGACCUGUGGAAGUUUGACCUGUGAGCCAGACCCCCAACAGAGGCCCCCACCGGCUCCCUGUCCUUGGAAGGUGCUUUCUGCCCCAAGGCUGCAGCCUCGAGACCGGCUGGAAGGUGUGCAUGACCGAUGCCAGGCAAGGCCUCUGUAUAAGCGCUUAUGAUUGUGGCAGGUCGGUGCAGAGACCUAUUGCCCCUGGCCACCCAAGACAAACCUCGUGAGCCCCAGCAGCCAGGGAGCGCCGAAGGAGAGGCUGGGCUACAAACGGUGUGGAAAGAAUUGCAGCCAACUCCUCAGCUGCAUGCUGCAGAUGACCCAAUUUAUUAAACGAAAAGCAUCAGUUUUUAUACCAUAUCACAAUCAGGUUUCGUAUAAGAUUUGACAUUAACAUUUGAUUUAAAGCCCUUUCUGUUCCCUCCACCUGAGAUACAAAAAAAGGUUAGUUAAAACAUGUUCCUUUCAACUUUAGAUUUUCCUUCAAGAUUACAAACUUAAAGUUUCACACUGUAUUUUUCUUAAAAGGUCAACAACAGUAGUUAUUCUAUUCUAUAUUAAGAACAAAGCUUUAAUAAGCAAUAAACUAUGAUACCUAACAUUUUUUAACUAAAGGUGUAUGUAGUUAACAAAACGCAUGAAAGCCUUGGGUUCAUGGUAUUCUUAAAACUACGAUUUAUUUGGCGCCAGCAAGCUAAGCAUUUAACCUAUUGUGCUGAUUUACGUAAGUUCCAAACCACCAAUCUCAAUAGAAAGGCGUAUUAUACCCAAAAUUAUCAAAUGCCCUCACAAGGGAUGAAAGUUACAGGUGACACUGUUAUUUGAUAAAAAAUAUAUCUAUUAUAGAAAAUAGCAAUUUAUAGGCCAAACAACAUUUUUCCCAGCCCCAAACUUUUUAAGUAAAGGAACUGAAAUCAUAAGUUUCCCCUGUAUACUCUCACAAAAUAGGUGCCAUAAAUUGUUACUCCAAAACAAAGGCUUUUUCCAUUACAUUGUUUAAAUAACUUCACUCUGUUUUGGUUUAGGUGUUUUACGUACCUGGGGCAAAUCCUUAGCUGUAAGAAAGCUGUGAAUCAAAGAUAGAAAAAGAAGGAUAAACACAGAGAAAAUAGAUUAACAUAUUUUUUAGGGGAUAUCAUUUUUAUUUUCCUGGAGCCGAUGUUUUUCAAGGGAUUGCUCUGCAAUCCUUCUUCUUUCUUCAGCUUGUCUGUAGCUCUGCUAACCAGACAAACCUCAUGCAGGUGCUGACUGUGGCUUUGCUUUUUUUACUGGAGCAGCCUUAUGGCUCCCGACACUGUGGAUUGUGUUAAACCUGCCACUUGCCCAUCUGGAGUGUCCGCCUCUCUCUUGGUCUCUUGCCAUCAGAUGCAGGGGCCAGUUUACAAACUAACACCAUCUGUCAGCUGGAAGCCGUUACCUUGACUGAAGAGAGGGACUGCUCCCUGAAGGCUCCCUUCAGCAGCAGCUUGGAAAUCCCGCCUUUCGAGUUUGAGGUCAGGUCCCAAACUGGUGGGUGCCUUAAGCCGGCAGCGCGCGUCAUGCUACUUCCCUUACAGCCAGACUGCAGGGGUCGGAAAGUCAAGAGGCAGACUUGCGCUGCACGUGCCACGCUGGGCUCUCCGGUUUCUUGGUCACGUCAAGCACGGGAGCAGCAGGGCACCGUGUGUGCCACCUGGGUUCCCCGCGUCGUCUCCCCAUCGUGUAGUGAACGGAGGAGCAGGCUUCUCUCCUCCGGGGCCGAGGCAGGGACUCCUUUUGCCCUCUGGUUCCCAGAUGUGGCAACCCCAAGGUACCCAGAGAGCAUCCGUAGUUUAUAGGCUAGUGGGACAUGCGAUGUGUUCCCCGGAAGUUCAUCUUGGGGACAAAGACCUCUAACCUGGAAGAAUCUAAACUUGGCAGGACAGAAAGCACGAGUUCCCCGGCAGAUCACUGGGGGUCCUGCGAGCGGGGCCACUGCUGUUUCCACCCCUUGGCUUCAGAUUCAUGUGUCUUGCUUGUUGGGAACAGAGGGCCAUGGACAGGUCCUGUGCGGCACCCCGUCUUUGUAGAAUAUUACCUCCAGCCGGGCAUCUCAGCUGUGCCUUUGGCUGACCGACCCAGUGCUCUGUCCGCAGUGGAUCCCACGCUCACUGCAUUGCCUUUGCUACAAAGUGAAUCCCAUGUUUGAUAGGACACCAAAUGGGAUUCUUUUCUUUUUCCUUUUCCAUUAUGGUUUAUCCCAGAAGACUGGAUAGAGUUCCCUUGCUGUACAGCUGGACCUUAUUGUUAAAUCCAUUCUAAAUGUGAUAGUUUAUACCCACUGGCCCCGAACUCCCUGUCCAUCCACGCCUCCCCUUUCCCCCUCGAGAGCCCCAAGUCUGCUCUCCUUGGCCAUGAUCUAUUUCUGGUUUUUGUUUUGUUUUGUUUUACAUAGGAUCAUCUGUUCAUAUUUUAGAUUCCAAAAAUAAGUGAAUCGAAUCUAAAAAAGUGGAGAAAACCAUACAUGCACCCCUGUGCUCACUGCAGCACUGGUCACGCCAGCCAAGACAUGGAAGCAACCCAGGUGUCCAUCGACAGAGGACUGGAUAAAGAAGAUGUGGUACAUGUACACAGUGGAGUAUUACUCAGCCACAAAAACGCAUGGACAAUGCCAUUUGCAGCACUGCAGAUGGACCUAGAGAUUAUCAUACCGAGUGAAGCUUGUGAAGACAGUGAAGAUAAGAUUCAUGCGAUAUCAUUCACAUGUGGAAUCUAAGAAAAGGACAAAGUGAACUUACCUGGAGAACAGACAGAUUCAGACCUUGAAAACAGGCUUACGGUUACCCAGGUGGCCGGGGUGGGGACGGGCGGCAUGUAUACACGGUGUUAUGGAAUGACUGGCCAAUGGGGACCUCUACCCACUGUUCUGUGAGAAUCUAUUUGGGAAAAGAAUCUAAAAGAAUGGAUGUGUAUGU
Sus scrofa (pig) is the source of this 15746-nucleotide messenger RNA. Lineage: Eukaryota; Metazoa; Chordata; Mammalia; Artiodactyla; Suidae. The record is from RefSeq and is a predicted model, not a curated record.